Molecule: messenger RNA, 1239 nt
Organism: Aureobasidium pullulans EXF-150
Lineage: Eukaryota; Fungi; Ascomycota; Dothideomycetes; Dothideales; Saccotheciaceae
Product: DUF1766-domain-containing protein
Exons: 2
Coding region: 1-1239 (412 amino acids)
Source: RefSeq, a predicted model, not a curated record
AUGUCGUUCCAGAACCGCACACCCGAGUCGCUCGUACAAAGAUCGGACUCGAAGAACCCGGCAACCACUUGUAGAGGUAUCACUUCUGGUGGAAAGCCAUGUAGACGAUCACUUGCUUCCUCACCAAAGGCAUCACCUAAAUCGUCUCCGACGGCUGCCCGUCACUCCGCCUCAAGAGGCGUGGUUGCUGUUCUUGAAGAUGAUCAAGGAAAUCUGGACGCGGCUGCUUUCUACUGCUGGCAACACAAAGCUCAGGCCCAAUCAUUUACUAAAGACAACACCACCUCGCCACAAGCUGCAAACCCGAAAUUGAUUCCAGUCCAGGAAAGAACAAGCAUCGACAGUCUUGUUGCCAGACUAGGAGUUGCGUCAAUUCAAGAUCAACCAAAGCCCCCGAGAAAUCCUCGUGAGGAAAGAAGACGACCGACACAACAUGCACAGCAACAAUACUCGAGGACGGACGAAAGACCGUCAGCAAGACCUCAGGCUCACAAAAAGCCCAAGCCGAAGCAGGGAUUCUGGGCAUCGUUAUGCUGUGCAGGCACUGCAGACGACGACGAGGACGCUCCACAACCCAGCUACCAGCCUCGACCACAAAAACCUCAACCAGAGACAACACAACUCCUCCCAUACAUUCCAGGCCACCUCCCACCGCAAACAACCUCUCUCCUCCUAACCGAACUCUCAAAGCCCAUCUCGCCACACGACGAGGCCGGCUACAUAUACAUUUUCUGGCUAACAGAAACCUCCUCCACCCCCUCCAACGACACAGCCGCCUCAUUACUCGCACCUCCCAGACCAACAUCCAGACGUCCCAGCGAUGUAAUGAACGCCUACUCUGGCAACACCGGCACCACAAAAACCAUCAAACUCAAAAUCGGCAGAGCGAACAACGUCCACCGCCGCAUGAACGAAUGGAACCGCCAAUGCGGCUAUUCCCUCAGUCUCGUCCGCUUCUACCCCUACAUUUCCUCUUCCUCCUCUCCCUCUGCUUCCCCUUCCCGCCCAACACCAAAUAGCAGGACACCCUCCGACAAUCAAGUCCACAAAGUCCCCCACGCCCACCGUGUAGAAAGACUAGUACACUUGGAAUUAGGAGAUAAGAGGAUAAAAAGAGAUUGCAAAGCUUGCGGGAGGGAACACAAAGAGUGGUUUGAGAUUGAGGCGACGGCGGAUGGGGUGAGUAAGGUUGAUGAGGUUGUUAGGAGGUGGGUUAGGUGGGCCGAGGAGAAUCCUUAG